AUGGAGUUAAUUUAAAAAGUCGGGAAGUAACUUAUAGAAGGAAAAGAUGUAGUUUCAGUUAGUUUACCUGUAAGAAUAUUUGAACCUAGGAGUACUAUAGAAAGAAUAUGCGAUAAUUGGGCUUUUAUGCCUAUAUAUUUAAGAAUGGCGGCUAACACUAAAGAUUAAUUAGAAAGAUUUAAACUUACUAUUAGUUACGCUGUAGCAGGUCUACAUAAUGCUUGUAAAUAAAUGAAACCUUUCAACCCGAUUUUAGGUGAGACUUUUUAAGGGUUUUGGCCUGAUGGAACUUCUAUAUGUAUUGAGCAUACAAGUCAUCAUCCGCCUAUAUCACAUUUUUAUGUUGAAGAUUAAUAGAAGAAAUUUUCUUAUUUUGGAUAUUAUGAAUAUAAAGCAAGAUUGAAAGGUGCUAAUUCAGUAUUAGGAAGCUAAGAUGGACCUAAUCAUGUAUUAUUUUAUGAUGGAUAGGAAAUUAUUUUUAGUUAUCCUCCAUGUAAAAUAACAGGACUUUUAUAUGGAACAAGAGUAUUAGAAUGGUUCGAUUAAAUGGUUUUUAGGGAUGAAAAAAAUGACUUGGAGUGUAUUUUGAGUUUUGAAUAGCCUGGAGGUUAUUUUUAUAAAGCUUAGAACCCUACGGACUUUUUUAUAGGUUAAAUUAGGAAGAUUUCGGAUAAAAAUAAUAUUAUUUGUGAAGUAAAAGGGUCUUGGUUAGAUUAUUUAAUGUUUGAUGGAAAAAAAUACUGGGAUAUUGAGAUUGUUGAACCUGCAGGGGUUAUUUGGGUUGAUAAACCUUUAAGUUCAGAUUGCAGAUAUAGAUAAGAUUUAAUUUUUUUAGCUUAAAAAGACCUUGAACAAGCUUAAGAAUGGAAAACUAGAUUAGAAGUUAUUUAAAGACAUGAUAGGAAAUUAAGAAAUGAUAAUAAUAAUAAAAAAUGA
Messenger RNA from Ichthyophthirius multifiliis, 936 nucleotides. RefSeq names its product PH domain protein. The transcript has 4 exons. The record is from RefSeq and is a predicted model, not a curated record. Gene Ontology annotation, molecular function: sterol binding. NCBI's taxonomy places the organism in Eukaryota, Ciliophora, Oligohymenophorea, Hymenostomatida. Gene Ontology annotation, cellular component: intracellular membrane-bounded organelle; cytosol; membrane.